This is a messenger RNA of Protopolystoma xenopodis, 393 nucleotides long. The record is from the annotation of a GenBank genome assembly. NCBI's taxonomy places the organism in Eukaryota, Metazoa, Platyhelminthes, Monogenea, Polystomatidea, Polystomatidae.
AUGCCCCAAAGAACUGUAGACAGCGCCAAGAAUGCGGUUGUGUCUGUUAGAUGCUCACCGAAACUGUCCUCUUCUUUGCUAGCUCCACUAAGAUUCGUCAUCCGUGGAUGGCAUGAGACGAUGAAAGAUAUGGGCUUGUCCUUUAUUUGCACUCCAACUGGGCUUACCUGCAACCUCAUUUGGCAUUUGUUUCCGGCCAUCGUCAGGACACUCCGGGAUAAUUAUGCUGAACAGCCAGUUCAAUUAUUGGGCUUGGACUGCCUGUCAAUUUUGGUCAAAUCAACUGCUGGUGGAGUGGGAGAGCUGAGUGAAGGGAAGUGGAGUGGAGUAGAGGAGGCUGACGCCAACGAGAGGAACAAAGAGAAGCAAUCUGAGUUGCCUACAAAGGCAUGA